CUCUUCCUUUGACAAUCAAAAUGCCCUUCUCCACACAGGGGUCAUCAAUUGGAGGAGAGGCAAUAUCAGAAGGCAAUAUAUCGAUUGUUAAGUUUUCAUUAAGAAAGUUUGAAAGAUAAUGGGUUCUUCUGACAACGAUAAUAGUGCAAAAUCUCCAUCUCCUUCAAAAUCAGAUAAUAACAACAAUAACUCGUCAUCGAACAACAACAACAAUAACAAUAACAACGACAACAACAACAAUAACAACAACAACGGUAGUAAUAACAACAACAACAACGACAAUAAUAGUGAUGAUAAUAAUAUUAGUGGUAGCGCUAACAACAAAGACAGCAACAACAAUAAUAAUAGCGGAAACAACAAUAAUAAUAAUGGCGGCAAUAAUAACAACAGUAACAACAACAAUAAUAAUAAUAACUCGAAGAACAAAUCGUCGAAUUCUCCACCACCACCUCCUCCAUCGAAGGGUUCGCAUUCAUCAUCCUCACCACCUCCUCCAAGAUUAAGUGGAAAGUCUUCUUCUUCACCACCACCAUCUUUAUCUUCCAAUAACAAUAAUAAUGCUGCUCUUAUAGCUGGACUUGUGGUUGGUGUUGGGGUGUUAUUAUUGUUAUCAAUAUGCAUAGUGGUGAUUUGUACUAAGAAGAAAAAAAAGAGGGGUAAUGACAACAUUCCAUACUAUCAUGUAAAUCAUUCUCAACAAGAUCAACAACGUCAUUUCAAUAGCGGGCAACAAUAUAGCGAGCAACAUGCACCAUGGCAAGGGCAACACCAAGAAACAAACUACCCCUCAAGCCAAUGGAGCCCCGCCAUGGCGCCACCGCCGCCGCCUAUGAUGAGCAACGAUAUGAGUAGUGCAAACUACUCAUCAGGACCAAAAGGCCCCGUCUUGCCGCCACCUCAUCCAUCAGUAGCCUUAGGGUUUAGCAAGAGCACCUUUAGCUACGAGGAGUUAGCGACCGCCACAAAUAAAUUCUCACAAGAUAGGUUGUUGGGUCAAGGAGGGUUCGGCUAUGUGCAUAAAGGAGUUUUACCUAAUGGUAAAGAAAUAGCUGUUAAAAGCCUUAAAUCUGGGAGUGGUCAAGGUGAAAGAGAAUUUCAAGCUGAAGUGGAUAUUAUUAGUAGGGUCCAUCAUAGACAUCUUGUAUCCCUUGUGGGUUAUUGUAUUGCUGGUGGUCAAAGGAUGCUUGUUUAUGAGUUUGUACCUAAUAAUACACUUGAGUAUCAUCUUCAUGGAAAAGGUCGACCAGUCAUGGAUUUUCCUACAAGAAUGAGAAUUGCACUUGGAUCCGCCAAGGGUUUGGCUUAUCUUCAUGAAGAUUGCCACCCAAGAAUUAUCCACAGAGACAUAAAAACUGCUAACAUCUUGAUUGACAAUGCCUUUGAGGCCAAGGUUGCGGAUUUUGGAUUAGCUAAACUUUCAUCCGACACUUAUACUCAUGUAUCCACUCGUGUUAUGGGAACAUUCGGGUACUUGGCACCGGAAUACGCAGCAAGUGGAAAAUUGACGGAGAAAUCCGACGUAUUCUCAUUUGGUGUCAUGCUCUUGGAAUUGGUCACCGGCAAGCGCCCAAUUGAUCCAUCUGCUGAUGAAGAAGAUAGCUUAGUGGAUUGGGCAAGACCGCUAAUUGGACAGGCCAUGGAUGGAGGAAUAUUAAAUGGGUUAGUUGAUCCCCGUUUAGAAGCAGAUUUUGAUUCCGAAGAAAUGAUGCGUUUGAUUGCAUGUGCUGGUGCAUCUAUUAGACAUUCUGCUAAACGAAGGGCUAAAAUGAGUCAGAUUGUUAGAGCCCUAGAAGGUGAUGUUUCACUAGAGGACUUAAAGGAAGGGCCAAAGGCAAGAAGUGGUAGCACACUAAGCAACAGCGAGAGCUCAGAGUAUGACUCAAAUUCAUAUAACAUUGACAUGAAGAACUUUAGAAGAACAGCAUUUAACAGCACAGAUUAUCCAAGUAGUGAAUAUGGACAUAAUUCUGCUUCAAGUGAAGAAAUGUCCACUAAAAGAACUAGCCCUAACCCAAGAAAUUUUCUCUAAAAUCAUUAUUUUAUAAUUUCACCAUUGAUUAAUGUUAAGUAUGAGAUUAUUGCUUGAAGAAAAUGAUUUGAUUGAGAUGUUACUGCGCUUAUAAUUACUUUUCUGUUUCUUUAAAUUUGCUACAUUAUAUAAAUUAAAAUUAAAGUAAGAGAUUUCAGAAGCACGGAGGAGUAAUUGAUCAACAAAGAGAAUGUAGUUUUGUAUUGUUUUAUUUAAAAGAGAUGGUGGCUACAUUUAAUUAAACAUAGAAUGUAUUUUUUAUGAUAUAUUGUAAAAUAUUUGUAACAAUCACAAUUUUUUCGGAGCAUAUGUAUUUUAUCAGAUUUUUUUGACCUAUUGACUUCGUUUGA
Amaranthus tricolor (Joseph's coat) is the source of this 2379-nucleotide messenger RNA. RefSeq names its product putative proline-rich receptor-like protein kinase PERK6. Gene Ontology annotation, biological process: protein phosphorylation. The coding region runs from base 119 to 2029 and encodes 636 amino acids. Gene Ontology annotation, molecular function: ATP binding; protein kinase activity. NCBI's taxonomy places the organism in Eukaryota, Viridiplantae, Streptophyta, Magnoliopsida, Caryophyllales, Amaranthaceae. The transcript has 9 exons. The record is from RefSeq and is a predicted model, not a curated record.